Messenger RNA from Trematomus bernacchii (emerald rockcod), 3059 nucleotides. It is a transcript of the gene tinf2, whose product is annotated as TERF1 (TRF1)-interacting nuclear factor 2. The transcript has 12 exons. Gene Ontology annotation, cellular component: shelterin complex. The coding region runs from base 269 to 2593 and encodes 774 amino acids. Gene Ontology annotation, biological process: telomere capping; regulation of telomere maintenance via telomere lengthening. NCBI's taxonomy places the organism in Eukaryota, Metazoa, Chordata, Actinopteri, Perciformes, Nototheniidae. Gene Ontology annotation, molecular function: telomeric repeat DNA binding. The record is from RefSeq and is a predicted model, not a curated record.
AUGAGAAGCAGAACUUUAGAGAAGUGUUGCUAGCUGUUUGAGCGGGUAAACAAAAACAACAGGACUACCGAGGCGUAACGAUAACGACAGAUAACUGCAGGAGUUAGGAAACAACAGCUGUGAAGUAUUUCCUGUUUAACGUUCCUCGGGUAAACUGUUAUUUUAGCGGCAGCUUUGAAGCGGAAUUGGGGAGUAAUGUUUCAAAGUUGCUAAGCUAGUUAAUAGACGUCCACCUCAUUAGCUUAAGCUAGCUUGCAAAUUCAGCAGUAUGACUGCAAGAAAAACUAAGAAAAAUGAUGCCAGCCUCCCUUUUGCUGCACUCCAGCUCCUGGCCCCGCCUGUGCGCCUGGUGUCUGCAGCCCUGUGGAAGGUGAUGGAGCAGAGGGAUGUGAUGCACUAUGGGGUUGUGGAGGAAUUUGUGACCUCAGCAUGUGAGACUGUCCCCGGGCUGCUCACUGUGAGACACCAGGGCAAGCUGGCACUGGGGCUGAGAGCACGGUUGAUCAUGGAGCUCUGCUCUACACAGCCGGAUAAAAAGGAGAUAAUGUCACAUCUGGAAAGGAUCCGUGCUCCUGCUCCUCUGUCAACCUCCUCUGCAACUACUAAAAAGAGGGAUUUAAAAAUCAUGAAUACAGUGGAAGGUUUCCAAUCAUUGGUUCACUCGCUGCUAACAGACACAACAAGGAGGAAACAUUUCUUCAAGGAGGAGUUUCCUGUGGAUUAUGGUCAGAAGUUUGACCAGGAGCUGGAGAAGCUGCUGUGGGAGUUUCUGAUCCGACUGGACCAGUUCUUCCCAGUUCCCAACCUUGCUCAGACUGUGUCGUGGCUCACUGAGACCCCCUCCGUCCUGGAGGCGUGUGCGCGGGCGGCCAGCCAACCCCAGCUGCUGCAGACACUGCUCCAGCAUCAGACCUGCCUGGGCCACCUGGAGACUGCAGCAUCCCUCCCUCCAAACAUGGGAGACUCCAUCCUGACUUCCCUCUCCCCCUCUGGAAAAGUGCCUUCAGAUCCUCCAACAGGAGCCACUAACUCUUUUUACCAGUCUUACAACACACAGACAAGAGACAAAACCCCAUUUAUUAAACCUGUUAUCGGACUCAUAUCUAAUCAAGAUGUACCAUUUAUGAUCAGGACACAGAGAAGGGAAGAGCAAGCAAAGGACGCAACCAACGAGCACUCAAACCCAAAAGAGAACUUGAAAUUCACUGCGAUUAAACCGAAACUCAAGGACGAUGGAACGAUCAAAGGUGAAGAACAAGUGGAAGAGGAGAGGAAGGAAAGCAACGGAAUGAAACGCAAGCAACCUGACAUGAUGGAAAGUGAAUCCGAUGAGGAGGAGGAGGAGGAGGAAAUAUUAGGCAUGACUAUAUCUGGGAAAAAGAGGAUAAGCAACACGACAAGUGAGAGAGUAGAUGACAGAGCAGCUCUUAAGACCUGUAUGAUGCAGCUGGGCGUCAAAAAGCUGCCUGAAGACCCUUCCCUCUGCUCCCUUUUUGUCUCUUGUCUGAGGAGCCAACCCAAAGUUAUUUUACACAAGCUGUCGGUGUCUCCUGCGAGCCCCAACAGGACUAAAUCCUCGUCUGUGAAGCAGCAGAACCAGAGGAGGACGUCCCCGGUUAAAACUCCAACACGCAAACUCAACCAAACUCAGAGGCCUGGCUCGGAGCGUCCCGGCCUGGACGAUAAAGAGACACAGAGAAGGGAAGAGCAAGCAAAGGACGCAACCAACGAGCCCUCAAACCCAAAAGAGAACUUGAAAUUCACUGCGAUUAAACCGAAACUCAAGGACGAUGGAACGAUCAAAGGUGAAGAACAAGUGGAAGAGGAGAGGAAGGAAAGCAACGGAAUGAAACGCAAGCAACCUGACAUGACGGAAAGUGAAUCCGAUGAGGAGGAGGAGGAGGAGGAGGAGGAGGAAAUAUUAGGCAUGACUAUAUCUGGGAAAAAGAGGAUAAGCAACACGACAAGUGAGAGAGUAGAUGACAGAACAGCUCUUAAGACCUGUAUGAUGCAGCUGGGCGUCAAAAAGCUGCCUGAAGACCCUUCCCUCUGCUCCCUUUUUGUCUCUUGUCUGAGGAGCCAACCCAAAGUUAUUUUACACAAGCUGUCGGUGUCUCCUGCGAGCCCCAACAGGACUAAAUCCUCGUCUGUGAAGCAGCAGAACCAGAGGAGGACGUCCCCGGUUAAAACUCCAACACGCAAACUCAACCAAACUCAGAGGCCUGGCUCGGAGCGUCCCGGCCUGGACGAUAAAGAGGACGCUCCGAUGAGGCCGAUCACCGAUCACCGGAGUCAGAAUCGGCCGAUACCGAUCGCCGAUCCGAUCAUAGGGAAUCACCCUGUAUUGCCCGGUGUAAUCGGCUCUCCUUCUCAACAACGCAGUAACUCAGGUACAUCCGCCCGUCCUGGAGACACUGAAGACUAUGUCGCGGAUUCUGAAGACGAAGCAACGAAGAACUUCAAAGUUAGGCUGUUCACAAAGCGCUACUACAAGACCAAACACGGCACAUAUGUCCCCACUCUGAGGGAGUACUGGAAGCCUGGGAUGACACGGCGGGACUUGUCUUCUGCUGGCGGCAAAAACAGACGAUGAAAUGGAAUAUUGACGCCAAGUUUGGUGGUCAUGUGGUUUUUUGCCUACAGCCACAUCGACCGAAAAGCCAAAAAUAAAUCUAUAUGCACCAGCCACUGAAGCUGACGACAUUUAUUUAAGACAUCUGUUUCUCUUGGCUCAGGACGUCACCCUAGCUGAGUCAGAUUUUUAUUUUAAUCAGUGGUUUGUCAUCAUGGAAUACAAGCCUUAAAAUAGCAUGAUGACUUAUUAUGGGCACUUUUGUAACGUUUUUGAAAUCGUUACCGUACAGUAUUGUUUGUAUGUGGAUCAUCUCCAUUACAUUUAUUACAUUUUUUCAAUAUUUAAAAUAAAGGUUGUUAACAUUGUGCAUGCAUUUCAUUCACCAUGUUGGGAUCACAUUGCUGGACUGUGGACACAUAAUGGGAAUAAAUAAAAUUAAUGCAAUUUGAGAUGUGUGGAAGUAAUAAAGAAACAGUUUGAAAAA